Nematostella vectensis (starlet sea anemone) is the source of this 1662-nucleotide messenger RNA. RefSeq lists its product as uncharacterized. Bases 1 to 1662 code for a protein of 553 amino acids. The transcript has 3 exons. Gene Ontology annotation, biological process: DNA replication. Gene Ontology annotation, molecular function: nucleotide binding; DNA-directed DNA polymerase activity; DNA binding. The record is from RefSeq and is a predicted model, not a curated record. NCBI's taxonomy places the organism in Eukaryota, Metazoa, Cnidaria, Anthozoa, Actiniaria, Edwardsiidae.
AUGGACAUAUCUACCAUUGUACUCUGGUCGCUUUUGAUGCUUGCGUCAAGAGUUAGCGGGUUACAGCGUGAGAACUUCGAGUCUGUCCCCGGGAUUGCUUUCACUGGAGUUUCUUUAAAGACUCUCCAAGAGGAAAACAUCGGUUGUUUCUACCACGGAUGCCCCCGGUGCUUUGACACUGAGACAGUGAACCCUCAAACCUACCUCACCAGGAGUGAGCUGUACGACAAAACCCUAGAGCGUCGGGCGGCCAUCGUGGCAAGAGGGUACCGCUAUGUUGAGGUGUGGGAGUGCGAUUUCGAUAAGACGUUGGCUGAGGACCCUACUCUAGCGGCCUUGGCUGUGGAGAUGGAGCGUGAGGUCCCUCUGAACCCCCGUGAUGCGUUCUUUGGGGGGCACACCAACGCCAUAACUCUGCGGGAGGUCGUGAACGACCUCCCUGAGGACUCCAAGAUCUACUACGAUGACAUCUGCUCGCUGUACCCCUUCUAUAAUUACUACAAGGAGUUCCCCAAAGGCCACACGCAGGUCACCACCAGUGGGUUCGCGGAUGAUAUCACCGUGUACAGAGGUCUGCUGAAGCUCAAGGUCUUACCCCCGCGGGACCAAUACUUCCCCGUACUCCCAACAGAUAUCAACGGGCAAUUGAUGUUUGCUCUUUGCAAAACCUGUGCCACUGCCGAACACCAGGGGCCAUGCAGCCACACAGACGCAGAGCGUGCCAUGGUUGGGACGUGGUGCCACCCUGAGGUGCAGGAGGCCCUACGCCGAGGCUACAGUGUCCUCAAGGUGUACGAAGUAUGGCACUGGGACACAUGGGGUGUGCUAUUCCGCGACUAUAUCUCCACGUUCCUUAAACUCAAGCAGGAGGCUUGGGGGUGGCGCGAAGAUUGUGUCACUGACGGAAAAAAGGUUGAGUACCUCAGGUACGAGGAGCACCAAGGGACAAGCCUCGGCCAUACCAAAAUCGCUAAGAACCCAGGGUUGAGGACCGUCGCUAAGGCAAAGUUGAAUAGUAUGUGGAGGAAGUUUGGUCAGAGGGCUACCAGACCAAGACUGAGAUCCCAAGCGACCCUGAGCGCUACUUUGCGCUCCUGCUGGACGAUGACGUCGUGGUUAAAGACGUGUUCGUCAUCAAUGAUGAUAUGCUGGACCGUCGAUGCCAACGACACGGACAGCAUAAUCUACACCCAGUCCACGGGCAAAUGGAAGCCACCCUUGGGCAAUUUCUUCGAGGACUUAACCAGUGAGUUGCCUUCGGGGGACCACAUCUUGCAGUUCGUGUCCACAGGCCCCAAGAGUUACUCGUACGCAACGACCCAAGGCACGGUCGUGUGCAAGGUGAAGAGGCUCCACCUCAACGUACGCACAGCUGAUGUGGUGAACAUGCGCACUAUGGAAGAUUUGCUGGAGGAGGGCCCCUCAGGGAGCCGUACCGUCCCCAACCCUGCAGCGAUCCGGAGGGAUGUGAGGCGUCGGACCCUACACACCACAACCCUCGAUAAGACAUUCCGUAUGCUGUAUAGUAAACGUGUAAUCUGCCCUGACAAGGUGCAUACACUUCACUACGGUGGUCUGCGGUGCUGCAAGCAUUCCCGACACACCUGUAAUACGCUGUCGGACGCAGUGGAAGCUUUUGCGUUGUAUACUCGCAUGCUGUAA